UGUCCCUUUAAGAAAAAGAAACAGCGGAAGUUGUUAUUAUGUCACCGGAUGUGUGAGCGACACUGCAACGAAACCAUGGCGCGAGAGUCACGGCACUACAGGAAGCGCUCGAGCUCGAAGGGCCGGUCAGGCAGCAGGUCACCGGACUCCAAGCGCGGUCAGAAGGAGGAGGCUGCUGGAUCCCGUGUGCGCGAGCGCAGCCGCAGAGAGAGGACACGCAGCCGAGAGCGCCACAGAGACCACAAGAGAGCGAGGCGCUCCAGGAGUCGGGACAGGAGACGCUCCCGCAGCCGAGAGCACCGGAGCCGAGGGAGGAGCAAGGAGAAGUCUGAGAACACCGAGCCGUCCGCUGACAAGAAGAAGAUGAAGGAGGAGAAGAAGGAGAAGGAGAAGGAGAAGGAGGAGGAGAAGCCUGAAGAUCAGGACUUCGACCAGAACACUCUGGAGGAGGAGAUGAGGAAGAGGAAGGAGCGCGUGGAGAAGUGGAGGGAGGAGCAGAGGAAGAAAGCCAUUGUGAACAUCGGAGAACUGAGGAAGGAGCUGGAGGAGAUGAAGCAGGGCAAGAAGUGGAGUCUGGAGGACGAUGACGAUGAUGAAGAAGCACCUGCCGAGCCGGACGAAGAGGAAGAGGAAGAGGAGGCAGAGAAAGAGAAAGAGAAAGAGGAAGUGGCUGUGAUGGAGGAGGAGACACAGAUGGAGCAGGAGGCUGAAGAGGAGCUGGACCCGCUGGACGCUUACAUGGAGGAGGUCAAGGAGGAGGUCAAGAAGUUCAACAUGGGCACCAUGAGAGGAGGAACCGACAAGCAGAAAGGCAGUGUGUCCAAAGUGGUGACCGUGAUGAAGACCAAUAAGAUGUUGCACACCACCAAGAAGAAAGGAGAGCUGAUGGAGAACGACCAGGACGCCAUGGAGUAUUCAUCAGAGGAAGAGGAAGUGGACUUGCAGACGGCCCUCACAGGCUUCCAGACCAAACAGAGGAAAGUUCUGGAGCCGGUUGAUCAUCAGAAGAUCGAGUACGAAUCCUUCCGUAAGAACUUCUACGUGGAGGUGCCAGAGCUGGCCAGGAUGAGUCCUGAAGAGGUGAACGAGUACCGUCUGGAGCUGGAGGGGAUCAACGUUAAAGGCAAGGGCUGUCCGAAGCCCAUCAAGACCUGGGUGCAGUGUGGGAUCUCCAUGAAAGUGCUGCACGCGAUGAAGAAACACAACUAUGAGAAGCCCACCCCGAUCCAGGCCCAGGCCAUCCCUGCCAUCAUGUCUGGACGAGACCUCAUCGGCAUCGCUAAAACAGGAAGUGGGAAGACCAUCGCCUUCCUGCUGCCCAUGUUUCGGCACAUCAUGGACCAGUCUCCUCUGGGAGAGGGAGAAGGACCCAUCGCUGUGAUCCUGACACCGACGCGAGAGCUAGCGCUGCAGAUCACCAAAGAGUGCAAGAAGUUCUCCAAGUCUCUGGGUCUGCGUGUGGUGUGUGUGUACGGCGGCACGGGCAUCAGCGAGCAGAUCGCAGAGCUGAAGCGCGGCGCAGAGAUCAUCGUGUGCACACCGGGACGCAUGAUCGACAUGCUCGGAGCCAACAACGGUCGCGUGACCAAUCUGCGCAGGGUCACGUAUGUGGUGAUGGACGAGGCUGACCGCAUGUUCGACAUGGGCUUCGAGCCGCAGGUGAUGCGUAUCGUGGAUAACGUGCGUCCCGACCGGCAGACCGUCAUGUUCUCGGCCACGUUCCCUCGCUCGAUGGAGUCUCUGGCGCGCAGGAUCCUGUCCAGACCCAUCGAGGUGCAGGUGGGCGGCAGGAGCGUGGUGUGCUCAGACGUGGAGCAGCACGUGAUCGUGAUCGAGGAGGAGAAGAAGUUCCUGAAGCUGCUGGAGAUUCUGGGUCACUAUCAGGAGAAGGGCUCCAUCAUCAUCUUCAUGGACAAGCAGGAGCACGCUGACGGACUCCUCAAAGACCUGAUGAAGGCCUCGUACCCCUGCAUGUCUCUCCACGGAGGCAUCGAUCAGUACGACAGGGACAGCAUCAUCAAUGACUUCAAGAACGGCGCGUGUCGUCUGCUGGUGGCCACGUCUGUGGCGGCGCGAGGUCUGGACGUCAAGCAGCUCAUCCUGGUCAUCAACUACAGCUGUCCCAACCACUACGAGGACUACGUGCACCGCGCCGGACGCACGGGACGAGCCGGGAACAAGGGUUAUGCGUACACCUUCAUCACUGAGCAACAGUCUCGUUACUCCGGAGAGAUCAUCAAAGCGCUGGAGCUGUCCGGGUCGCCCGUCCCGCCGGAGCUCGAGCUGCUCUGGACCAACUUCAAAGAGCAUCAGAAAGCUGAGGGGAAGAGCAUCAAGAGCAGCAGUGGAUUCUCUGGGAAGGGUUUUAAGUUUGACGAGACGGAGCAUGCGCUGGCUAACGAGAGGAAGAAGCUGCAGAAGGCUGCGUUAGGUCUGCACGACUCUGACGACGAGGACGCAGCUCUGGACAUCGACGAGCAGAUCGAGAGCAUGUUUAACUCCAAGAAGCGUGUGAAGGAUCUGUCUGCUCCGGGCGCUGCGGGGGCCGCUGGGGGGGGGGUGAGCGGAUCCGUGUCCGGUGUGUCCGGUCAGAGCACUCCAUCCGCCGGAAACAUCCAGAAACUGGAGAUCGCCAAGAAACUGGCCCUCAAGAUCCAGGCGCAGAAGAACCUCGGCGCCGAGGCUCAGGAUGUGAUGCAGCAGGCCACAAACACCUUCCUGCGCGGCGGGAAGAUGAUCGCUCCCACCGUCUCAGCCAAGACCAUCGCAGAGCAGCAGGCGGAGAAGAUCAACGCCAAACUGAACUACACACCAGUGGAGAAGCUGGAGGAGGAGCGGCAGGCCGCCGAGGCCACGGACACCGUCAAGAGAUACGAGGAGGAGCUGGAGAUCAACGACUUCCCUCAGACGGCGCGGUGGAAGGUGACGUCUAAAGAGGCUCUUCAGCGCAUCGGAGAGUAUUCGGAGGCGGCCAUCACUAUCAGAGGAACAUAUUUCCCACCGGGCAAAGAGCCCAAAGAGGGAGAGCGCAAGAUCUACCUGGCCAUCGAGAGUGCGAACGAGAUGGCCGUGCAGAAGAGCAAAGCAGAAAUCACCCGGCUGAUCAAAGAGGAGCUGAUCCGUCUGCAAAACUCCUACCAGCCCACCAACAAGAGCAGAUACAAGGUCCUGUAGCGGACGCAGGACAGCUUCAUUACUCCCACAAUGCUUUGUGUUAUGUGAUCACACACCACAUUCAGUGAUCUGGAUGCUUUUACCUUAUGAUUUCUUCUCAAUAUUUUAGAAAGUUCCAUGUAAUUGUACAGUGAACUUUGUUUGGAAAUAAAGAGUUUUUUCCUCCAUCCGUA
This is a messenger RNA of Carassius auratus (goldfish), 3347 nucleotides long. RefSeq names its product probable ATP-dependent RNA helicase DDX46. The transcript is spliced from 23 exons. Lineage: Eukaryota; Metazoa; Chordata; Actinopteri; Cypriniformes; Cyprinidae. Gene Ontology annotation, molecular function: ATP binding; nucleic acid binding; RNA helicase activity. The coding region runs from base 49 to 3174 and encodes 1041 amino acids. The record is from RefSeq and is a predicted model, not a curated record.